Messenger RNA from Phyllopteryx taeniolatus (common seadragon), 4030 nucleotides. RefSeq names its product calneuron 1 (gene caln1). The record is from RefSeq and is a predicted model, not a curated record. The transcript is spliced from 6 exons. Gene Ontology annotation, molecular function: calcium ion binding. The coding region runs from base 273 to 929 and encodes 218 amino acids. NCBI's taxonomy places the organism in Eukaryota, Metazoa, Chordata, Actinopteri, Syngnathiformes, Syngnathidae.
UGCACGUGCUCCUCAUCAUCCUCAGCAUCAUCUUCAUCAUCACCGGGAUGAAGACGAGGUGGAGGAUGGAGGCAGCGCAGCCCGCAACACGUCGUCGUCACGGAAACGUAAUCUCUGUGUUUUCCUUUUAAUGAGGCGCGGCGGACGGCUGCGGGAUUUUGGGAGUCCGACGACCACAAGCUGGAAGGAAGAAAACAAAAAGUGGAUCACAGCGGCGGCGGCGGCGGCGGCAGCGGAAGGACACGAGACGUCAGCACACGCACGCGGAGAAGAUGCCGUUCCACCACGUGACGGCGGGCCUGCUGUACAAAGGCAACUACCUGAGUCGCUCGCUCUCGGACGGCGACGGCGACGCGCUGGCCAGCAUCUCCGUGGAGGAACUCCACGAGAUCCGGGAGGCCUUCGAAGUUCUGGAUCGCGACGGCAACGGUUUCAUCUCCAAGCAGGAGCUGGGAAUGGCCAUGCGCUCGCUGGGGUACAUGCCCAGCGAGGUGGAGCUCGCCAUCAUCAUGCAGCGGCUCGACAUGGACGGUGACGGCCAGGUGGACUUCGAGGAGUUCAUGACCAUCCUGGGACCGAAACUUCUCUCCUCCGAAACCAGAGAAGGUUUCCUGGGAAGCACCAUAGACAGCAUCUUCUGGCAGUUCGACAUGCAGAGGAUCACGCUGGAGGAGCUGAAGCACGUCCUCUUCUACGCUUUCCGAGACCACCUGACCAUGAAGGACAUCGAGAACAUCAUCAUCAACGAGGAGGAGAGCCUGAAGGAGAACGCGGGAAACUGUCAGACCGAAUUUGAAGGAGUUCACCCGUCCAAGAAGAACCGUCAGACGUGUGUGAGGAAGAGCCUGAUCUGCGCCUUCGCCAUGGCGUUCAUCAUCAGCGUCAUGCUGAUCGCAGCCAAUCAGAUGCUGAGGAACGGCAUGGAGUAGCCACGCCCACUGUGACACACGCACACGCACGCACACACACGCAAAGUUUUUUUUCCUCGCACUGCACCCCUUUACUUCGACAGCAGGGACACUCAAGGGCUGACGUUACCCACAAUCCUCCUCUGUCCUCUUCAGACGAUGCAAUAACGAGGCGCCGGGCGCGGGGAGGAGCGCUGGAUGGUUUUGGUGCGCGCGGACGGACGUGAAGGCGCGUCCGACUUGGCGGCCUCACGCCGGCGCUGAACACUCGCGUGGUGGUCGCCUCAAGGAAUGCUGGGAAACUUUGUUGUUGUUGUUUUUAUUUUGGGGAAAACAAUCUGUCAGUCCGGACGGUAAGCCUGCGAGCGAGCGGGGGAUCGAACGGGGAUCUCUUUGAGACAAGGACCCCGAACACCUCACGUCCUGCGAUCUUCUUGUCUUCCUCCCUCAUCGUCCUCCUCCAUUCUUUUUCUUUCUUUCUUGUCGUCCUCUGAUCUGCUCCUUUCUUCGUCCUCCUUUCUCCUCCCCUCUCUUCUCCCUCCUCUCAUCCCCUUUUUUUCUCCUCCUCCUCCUUUCUUGUCCUCCUCCUCCAUCUGGGCGUGUGAAUGUUCUUCGCGUUUGUCGCCGUCUUCGUCUGACUUCCCGUCUGGUCUCGGCGACGCAAUCGCGUCGUCCCGUCUCGUCCGUCUGCGCGUUUCUGCUUGCGUCUUCUGUCCUGCUGAAUCGAUCGAUGAUUAUCGGUUAUUGAUCGCGUGGCGCGAACAGACAAACGACCAUUCGCGCCUUUAGACAAUUUUGCGUCACCGGUGAAGCUAACGUCUGCGUUUCGGGAAGGCGGAGGCGGGAGGACGCCGGCGUACCCGAGGCCAGAUUCGAACGCGGAACCUCUCACCUGCGAAGCACGUGUUCUAACCACGAAUCUUUUGCAAACUUUUUUUUGCCUUUUUCAGAACAAAGCUGUUUUUUGGGCAAAACACUUAUUGGUGGAAUUUGCCUGCUUCAAGAUUUUCUUUUUCAAUGCAAUUAUAAUUUGCAUCGAUGAUUCGUGGAUUUUUGCUUGACCCAAUCGGGCCAAGGCCUUAUCUCCACUUUCUGCUCAUUAUGAUCCAAACUGUAACCCCAAUAAUGCCAAUUAGGUUGAAAGUCUAAAUCAUCUUAAAGUGGGACAGUGACGACACUUCAAACCUUUUCUUUCUUCCCUUUAUAUUUAUUUUAAUUGUAGAAUUUAUUUGCAGGCACUUUAGGGUGCACUUGAGUUCUAAACAAACUUCAGAUGACUUAAGUUUUUUAUUUUUUAUUUAGUCCUGCAUUCUGAGUGUGAAAAUCAACAAUAAAUAAUCGAUUCCUUAGGGACUAAAUUAUAAUGCGCGCACACACACACACACACACACAUAUAUAUAUAUAGAGAGAGAGAGAGAUUUUUUUAUUUAUUUUUUGCUGCAGCACUCUGUUUCCUUGCCGCCCGCAGUCUCCAGUUGGAUAUAAAAUGUUUCUUCAACCUCCUCUUCCAAGUGCUGCGUUCAAUGCCACGCGGUUUUCGGAGGUUCAGAGUGUCGCGAACCUCCAGACUCGUCAGCAAUAGAUGAAAAUCUACAAUAUGGAGACCGUAUUUUUAAGCGCUCCCACCUACUUGAAACACGACAAAACUUUUAAAGAAUAGAUUCUCCAAAUAAGAGCCAAAGCGUGAAGUUUACUGUAAAACCCAAGAAUUAAACAUCGUAGAAGCAAACCCUAUCAUUUUGUUUAACGAAAGUCCGCUAGCUUAAUGCUACCAUAUAAUGCAAAACGCCAGAGACGGGCUAACGGAAAUUAGCAUAAGUGUCGUGGAGUAGAGAAGUGAAAGAAUGGUUGAAAUGGUGACGCAAGCAUGCUCUUCAAAUCCAGACCCUAACCCGAACCACUUGGGGGUCUCUAAGGCGCCACCCCUUCACCGCACCUCUAAUAAGAAGGAAGAAGCCACGUGGUCUGGCUGACCGACGUCACGUGAUCCACGUGAGUUGUAUGAGGUAACGAAACACUGUGACCGCACCGCAAUAGCAACACGCGUGCGCCGGGUGACGUCAUUCUGACGCGGAAGGCGCUCAUGUCCAAGCCAUAAACGGGAUGACCAGCAAACUCUGUGCAAUGCAAGGGCGCCCUCUCGUGGCAUCGUGUCGAUUCACACAAUAAUGGCAUUCAGAUCACAAACACGAUAAUCAGAGAUUUUAAUUUAACAAUUUGUUUAUUAUUGUCGUUACGAUACGAAUCACCUGUAUGAGCACAAUAAUGAACAUUUGUUACAUUAAUGACAAUAAGAGAGUGCGCAUUUUGACGAGAUCAUUUUUUAGUAUGAGAUGGUGUACCUAAUGAAGUGUCUAGCGAGAAGGACCAAGGGGCGGGCAAACAGGAGUUUGUAAAAGGUCACGUGGGCACCUGACGUCAUUUGGAGACGAACGGGGGGGAAGAAAGUUAAAAUGUUGAUGUAAAACAUGUAAAAUACUUUUAUAAUGUAAUAACAUAAUUGUCCUGUAUUCGUUAUUUAUGAUUGAAUUGUAAUGUAUUACCAAUUAUACAGUCAAACAAAUAAUUAAAUGUUAAAUGCAUGUGUAAAAGUUUAUUUUGACAAGAAUGCGUUCUCAUUUUUUUAUUUGAUAAUCAAUAUAUUUAUAAUUCAUGAACCAAUGAUGUAUUUCAAAGAAGAAGAAACAGUUCUAUGCAUGUAUAAAAUAGUUAUUGAAAUAAUAUAAUAAUUCAUUCUCAUUAUUCAUAAAUAAUGUCAUUAUAAUGAAAUUUCCAAUUAUGAACGAACACCAAAAUAACCCGUUUUAAAUGUUUGCGUGAAAUAGUUCAUUGGAAUCACGAAAUCGUCAUUCAUUCUGCUUCAACCUUUUCAGAAUUGGUCAUGACCAAAUUGAAGAAUGUAGCACUUUGUCGAGCUCCAGCAGCUUUCGUUGCCUGCGGACGCGAAGUCUCGCGUGAGGAUGGCAAGAUGUGGGAACACGUGACGUUGCCGAGCGGGAACGUGGACACGCUCAACACAAAAUGGCAACCAAACGCACACGCUUCAACUUGUAAUAUUUAACAAGUGUAAAUAGUCAACGUAUUCACGAUGUUGCAAUAAAUCUUGUUGUUUUUCAAACGCA